Messenger RNA from Nycticebus coucang (slow loris), 2515 nucleotides. Its product is annotated as cytochrome b-245 chaperone 1. The transcript is spliced from 7 exons. Lineage: Eukaryota; Metazoa; Chordata; Mammalia; Primates; Lorisidae. The record is from RefSeq and is a predicted model, not a curated record. The coding region runs from base 431 to 994 and encodes 187 amino acids.
ACCAUUGCUGUGGUGGCGUCACAGCUCACAGCAACCUCCAACUCAACGGGCGCCGCCUUACUUUUGAUUUUGACUUGCGGGUCAGAAGUUCGGUUCUCGGAAGUCCGCCCCGCCCCGCCCCGGAAGUCCGCCUGCGCCCGUCCCUGUCCCGGAAGUCUGCUCUGCCCUCAAGUCUGUGGUUUCGCGUCCCUCAGCCUUGGCUGAGGCUAGUCUUUGGUAGGCGGCGGGGUGGGCUCCGCGCUUCUGUCUUUCCUGUGCGGUUCCCCUCGCCCCUCCGGCCGGCAGCGGUGACCACGCGCGGGGUAGCUGCCGGGAACCAGGCGUCGGGCGGGCCCAGCUGUCGCGUGGCCGCCGGGGGCUCGGUGUCCGCCGGGGCGCAGAGGUGCAAGACCAGGUCUUCUGCUGAGAGUGGUGUCUGCAUAUCCCAGGGAUGUACAUGCAGGUGGAGAUGCGCACCAGCUCCUGCCUCCAUCUGAAGAGGGCUCCCAGCAUCCGGUCCUGGUCCCUGCUGGUUGGAAUUCUGUCAAUUGGCCUGGCUGCUGCCUACUACAGUGGAGACAGUCUGGGCUGGAAGCUUUUCUACGUCACAGGCUGCCUGUUCGUGGCUGUACAGAACUUGGAAGACUGGGAGGAAGCCAUCUUCAACAAGAACACUGGGAAAGUCAUUCUGAAGACGUUCAGCCUCUACAAGAAGCUGCUGACUUUGUUCAGAGCAGGCCAUGACCAAGUGGUGGUCCUACUGAGUGACAUCAGAGACGUGAACGUGGAGGAGGAGAAGGUCCGCUACUUCGGAAGGGGCUACUCGGUGGUGCUGCGGUUUGCAACAGGGUUCUCCCACCCCCUCACCCAGAGUGCAGUCAUGGGCCGCCGCAGUGACGUGGAAGCCAUCGCCAAGCUCGUCACCAGCUUCCUGGAGCUGCAGCACCUAGAGAGCCCUGCAGAGCCAUCCCAGAGCAGCAACAGUGAGGCCGGUGGUCCUGGGAACCAGAGCUGAUGACACCUCCAGCCAAGUCUAUCUUCUGCCCCUCAAGCUGUGGUUUCUGCUCUUUCUGCUAUACCACAGUCUGGAGUUUCACCGAGGGUCAGGAAGGGCUGGGUAGGGUGUCUGUCAGACGAUGCAAGAGGCAGGUGCCGUGUCCAGGGGAAGGCAUGGCCAUGGCUUACAAAAUCAGUGCCCCUGGAAGAGACAGUAGCUCAGCUAGGGCAGUUCAGGAUGUGAGGGUUACAGGUGAUAUGCCCUGUUCUGGACAGACCCACCUGCAGCCUGUGAAACAAAAAGGACACCGAUCUUUCUGUGAUCUGGGGCCUAGACCUGGCCUUCCCAAAGCCAGAGGCUUUGUCAGCCCUGGGUUUCUGCAGGAAUUCAGCCCACUAGUCACAGGGAUCCUUUUUUUUUUUUUCAGUUUCUGGCCAGGGCUGGGUCCGAACCUGCCACCUCCAGCAUAUGGGGCCGGUGCCCUACUCCUCUGAGCCACAGGCGCCACCCGGAUCCUUUUUUUUUUUUUUUUUUUUAGAGACUGAGCCUUUAUCACCCUUGGUAGAGUGCCAUGACAUCACAGCUCACAGCAACCUCAACUCCUGGGUUUAGGCAAUUCUCUUGCCUCAGCCUCCCCAGUAGCCCAGUAGCUAGGACUACAGGACCUGCCACAAUGCCCAGCUAUUUUUUUUGUUGUUGUUGCAGUUUGGCUGGGGCCAGGUUUGAACCCACCACCAUCGGUAUAUGGGACUGGCGCCCUGCUCACUGAGCCACAGGCGCCGCCCAGGGAUCCUUCUUAGUGCAUGUGAGAGGCCAGCUUGGGGACAAACUCAUGUGGGUGCUGACAGGAUGUAUUGUGUCCCCACCAUACUGCAGCCUCUGCGAAUAUCACCCCCAUUGUUGACACAGCCCGUGGGACACAGACUGCCUUGGCCAGGCUGUCACUGCAGAAGGGUUCCUCCACUGACCAUCCUCAGCCUGGGCAGAAGUUACUAGUUGAGAAGAAAUCGAUUCUAAUAUCCUGAAGUGCUUAAAAACCGGGACACCUCUGCAGAAGUGGGGUUCCAGCCCCUCAAACCCUGGGAAGACCUGCAGGAGGGACUGGCUUCCAGCUGUGCCUCUGCGCCUGGGCUCCUCAGCCAGCCCCCUCUUGGCUGCCCCCUGGCAAAGGGCAAGGCAGCACCGGAGUGCUGCAGGAGGGCCUACACUCCUCUGCUCCUCUGCCCAGGGCAGAACCUUCCCUGGCAGGGACUGCCAGGCAGCCAGCCUGCCUGCCUCCAACUGGGUACACAGACACAGAGUUCAGUUUAAAAUGCAGUAAGUGGUACUAGGUCUGUUCCUCCCCAGGGGCUGUGAGGAGGAGGGAGCUGCUUGCCUGGUGCCUUCUGUGCCACUCCUGGGUGAGGGCUGGUGUGAAGGCAGGUCCUGACACUGCUGUAAAGCAGGUAAUGAAAAGUCUGUCUCACUCUCAUUAGAGCGACCUCUGGCCUCCACACUGCUUUUUAUUUCUAAAAAAUAAAGUUCUACAUGCAGAUCAUA